GGAGAAAGGAGCAAAAUAAGAAGAAAAAAACGUCUUAUAGCCUCUAUUGCAGGAACGUUUUACGACUAUCAAAUUAUCAGAAAACGUAAUUGUGAUGUGUUUCCGUGGUGAAGGAAAAUACUCAGAAAAAUUGUGCGAACAAACAACUGGUGGAGAAGUAACUGAAUCUUUGUGAAGUGAAAAAUUAAUGGCUACUACUACUUACUACUGGAGAGCUGUGAAGAAUAAAAAAAAAGGGCAAGCGCAUGAACGUGAAAUAAGACUUUGUUAAGCAGUGAUCCUUAACGAGAAUACCUACCUUACCCGGGACCCAGAUAUAGACACAUUUUACUCUUACGACCCUUAAAAAAGCUUCUAGACAGUGUACUAAGAGUUGUGUGUCCAAAAAUCUUAUCCUGCGUUAUCGAUUCGUAUAGGAGUGACCUGGUGACGUCUCGCGGACACGUACGCCAACAGGCAGACCAAAGAAGACUUGGACGGAGCGUGUGAAGGAGGAUCAGACCGCUAUCGAGGUUGAGGAGGAGGAAGCACUUGAUAGAGAUAGCUCGAGGACGGUCAUUGGACGUCUUACCUCAUAAUAUAAAUAAGGAAAUUGACGAAAAACACAUGAUGAUGAUGAUGACCUAAUGAUCGAGUAGUCCACUGUGAUCCAGUACAGAGGCAUGGCACGUACUUAGUAAAAUAUGUGAAUAACUAUUAAAUGAACACCUCAGGGAAACAAUGAAAGACUCCCUCGUGUCUGUAUUUCGUAACUAACGCCUGAUCUAGAGAAGGAAAAGACAGUGUUGCCAGUCCAGGAAGGAGCCUCGAGGGACUGUGUGUGUGUGUGUGUGUGUGUGUGUGUGUGUGUGUCCACCAAUGUGUCGCCGCGCAAGGGUCCCGUGGGGUGUCCUGUUGGGCGGCCUCGCUGUUUUCCUGGUGACCAACUGCAUAAAGGGGGCGUGGGAGGCGAGCGUGGACUCCGAAAGGCGGCUGGAGGGCGAGAAGGAGCUGUAUGCGAGGCUUCUUGGACCUUUGUCUCCCGAGGACCCAAAACUCCUGCCGGUGCUGAGGGAGCGGUACCUCACGCCGCCCUCCUCCAAGCCAUACAACCUGUCCACCGACCCUCUCUACCAAAAACUUAGGACCUACGGCAGCUGGGUCUUCAUCCACCCGCAAAUUAAAAAGCUUUUUGGCGAUAGGCGCGGCGGCUUCUUCGUGGAGGCAGGGGCGCUGGACGGAGAGAGGCUGUCCAACACUCUGUGGCUGGAGCAGGAGUUAGGCUGGAUUGGUCUCCUUAUCGAACCCAACUCCGUGAACUACAAGAACCUUCUGACUAAACACCGUAAGGCAUGGUCGUCACACACAUGCCUCUCCUCGCAGCCGUACCCUAAGGAGGAGGUGUUUGUCUCGCUCUCCAAGAAAGUUCGUCAAGAGUCAAAAGUGAUUCGAGAAGCGUACGACCUCCAUGGCUCGUCGCAUGUGCUUGGGGUCACCCUCGACUCAAGGCUGUACGACAACCAGCUCCGCGCAUCCGACAAGUCGUACUCGGUGGUGCAGUGCUUCCCCCUCGUGUCGUACCUCCUCGCCCUCAAUGUCUCCACCGUGGACCUGCUCUCCCUCGACGUGCAGGGCGUGGAGAAGGACGUGCUGAAUAACUUCCCUUGGUCCCGCGUUGUCGUUCGAGUGAUAGUGGUCGAAGUGGUUCACCGGGAGACCUAUGAUGAGGCCUUCGUCGAGUACAUGAAGAGUAAGAACUUCACGCUCGUGUUCUUCAGGGGCGAGGACUAUAUCUUCGUGAGGAAUGGUGACCCGUUACUGAAGAAGGUACAGGCGGUGACGCUCGUGAUGAACCGGCCUGCUAAAGACCCCACCAGCCCCUCCUCCUCCUCGGAGCUGCCUCAAAGGGGGAACAAGAGCCACCGCUGAGGGACAGUAAUCCACGUACCUUAUUAUUCCCUUGCCUUAAGUUACGGAUACGCCGUGUCCCUGCAGACGUUGGCAACCAGGGAAUGUCUCAUCUCCCUUUUUUUUAUUUAUUUGCAUCAGGCGUCCAACUAAACAUCCUUCAGUCGUUGAUCUCUCUGUUCCAUCCAUAUACUUUUCUCAUUGUCGUCUUCCAGCAUCCAGCUUUCUUCUUCAUGUCUGUACUGGAAGGUGUUUGCUACUUUUAAUAUACUUUUAAUUCUGUCAAGUGUCCCCUUUCCCCUAGACAUUCUCUCCUUGGCUUUCCCACUUAACCAUUUUCUGUCAUACAACUUCCUGACCCAAGCACUUGGGCUACAUAGUUUAUUCUUGGUAUUGUUACAGAAGGGCACCUCUGCUUCGCUUCCUUCUGGUAAUAGAACUCAUACAUCUUAUCUCACCUCAUCUUCCAUAUCUUGCUUCUCGCCUCCUUCAUCUGACACAUGUAAUACUUGUCUUCAGCGCGUACGUAGGCUACAUAGUUUAUUCUUGGCACUGUUACAUAGGGGCGCCUCUGCUUCGCUUCCUUUCGAUAACAGAGCUCAUACAUUCACCUCCUUAUGAAGAUAAUUAUACGUUUGGUGCAAAGUGAGUGACGGUUGUGAUUUCCCGGCGCACCAGCAUCAUUGUGAAGCAAAGUAUAGCAGCCUGACGUCAUUCCAGUGGUCGUUUCACCCUUUAUCCUCAGCCUCACGUAUGCACUUGGAUGCUGUGUACGUGGAUCAGACAGAGAGAGAGACGGAGAACGUUUGGAGAGGCUUAUGUCUGUAGAGAACUGACAAUAACUAGUGACGCUACCGGAAGAGAGAGAGAGAGAGAGAGAGAGAGAGAGAGAGAGAGAGAGAGAGAGAGAGAG
Eriocheir sinensis (Chinese mitten crab) is the source of this 2800-nucleotide messenger RNA. RefSeq lists its product as uncharacterized. NCBI's taxonomy places the organism in Eukaryota, Metazoa, Arthropoda, Malacostraca, Decapoda, Varunidae. The transcript is spliced from 2 exons. Bases 859 to 1908 code for a protein of 349 amino acids. The record is from RefSeq and is a predicted model, not a curated record.